AUGAGCGAGAAGAUUUUAAACUUAGAUUGCGCGAUCGAACAAAACGCCGUAUUGAGAACAUUAGGUGUCGUGUGGAAUUCAAACCGAGACGAAUUGGUUUUUACCGUGAAACCACUCGAUUUGUCUACAAGGGUAACGAAACGCAACAUCUUAUCCGAAAUCGCAAGGAUAUUUGAUCUUCUCGGUCUGCUCGGCCCGGUAGUAUUAUACGCGAAAAUCAUAAUGCAAAAAUGUUGGUUAGAUCGAUUAGAAUGGGACGAGUCAGCGUCUCAGGAAUUGCACACGGCCUGGUUGUCAUUCGCUCAGUUGGGAAGUAUCCGCGAUUUAGCCGUGGACCGACGAUUGCUGAUGGAUAACCCGACUCAAAUCGAACUCCACGGCUUCUGCGACGCGAGUCAAAGGGGUUAUGGAGCUUGCUUCUACAUCCGUUCUUCUAACUCACGACAAGUGAAAACUCGCUUAGCGUGUGCGAAGUCGCGAGUCGCACCCUUAAAGAAUUCAACUAUUCCUCGUCUCGAGCUCUGCAGAGCAUUAACCCUCGUUCGACUAUACAAGGAAGCCUGCGCGAAUUUCGGUCUUGAAUUCGACAGAGUAAUCUUCUGGUCUGACUCCUCCAUCGUAUUGUAUUGGAUCAAAAAGAAUUCUCAGAGCUUAAAGGUAUUUGAAGCAAAUCGCGUAGCCGAAAUUCAAACCGUCGGAAACGCGGCGGAAUGGAGACACGUCGGGUCGAAAGAUAAUUCCGCGGACGCGUUGUCCAGAGGACAACUUCCAAAUGAUUUCGUUAAGAAUCAAACGUGGUUCCAUGGUUUUCCGUGGUUAUCAUUACUCGAAACCGACUGGCCCGCGAAUUUAGAAAUUAACGUUCCUGACUCAUUGGAUUCCGAACCAGACGUCUGUCUCAAGUCGAGUGCAACGCCGUACAGCGAGUUCGAUCGAUGCUCGUCAUCAUAUAAUACGUUAAUUAACGGAGUGGCGCGCGGUCUACGAUGGCUCCCUGCUAAAUAUAAAGGGGCGGGAAAUUCGGGAAAAUUGCUUAACGUUAAAGAACGAAACGAAGCGGAGUUACGUAUUUUGAGAAUAAUUCAGCGCGAGAAUUUUUCGGUCGAAAUUAAACGACUCACAACGUCGCGAGAGACUAAAACGGGCGAGAUCACAAUGUCCUAUCGAAAGAGCAUCAGAUUUGACGAACUGAAUCCCUUCAUCGACGAACGCGGAUUGCUACGCGUUGGGAGGCGGUUAUGA
Molecule: messenger RNA, 1242 nt
Organism: Monomorium pharaonis (pharaoh ant)
Lineage: Eukaryota; Metazoa; Arthropoda; Insecta; Hymenoptera; Formicidae
Exons: 1
Coding region: 1-1242 (413 amino acids)
Molecular function (GO): nucleic acid binding
Source: RefSeq, a predicted model, not a curated record